AUGCCUUCUUCCACUAGCUCUCGCAAGCGUCCAGCUCUCUCAACUUCUAUCCAACCCUCCAUUACCUCAUUCUUCUCCCCCGCAUCCAAAAAUAGCUGCUCUAGCAGCCUCUCCACUACCAAUACCACCAAUACCACCAAUACCAUUAGCAAAGCCCCAAACACAAUCACCUGGCGUACCAAUAACGCACACGAGUCUCCGGGGGAUAUAAAAUCCAAACUUCUCAAUGUUGGCAUGCGUGUCCGCAAGGCCGUCCCAGAGGGUCUCAAAACAGGCACCUACAAGUCUACAAAGUUUGGUGUUGUACCCCCCAGUCAAGAGAAAGCUCUGUCAAAAGUAGUAGAAGGAAACAACAAUAAACGCGGAUACCAAGAAGAUCCGGAAAUCGAAACUCCAAUGCAAACGGAACGGCCGGCUGGACAGAUUUCUGUGCCAAAGAGCCUGAACAGAACUUAUCAUGCUGCUGUGCCGAGGGGUUUUGGGGGAGAUAUUCAUAUGAUCGAUCAGUAUGAGAAUGAUGACUUUGAGGAGGCAGGAUUCUUGAAGCCCAUAGAGUAG
Morchella sextelata is the source of this 558-nucleotide messenger RNA. RefSeq lists its product as uncharacterized. The coding region runs from base 1 to 558 and encodes 185 amino acids. The transcript has a single exon. Gene Ontology annotation, cellular component: nucleus; cytoplasm. NCBI's taxonomy places the organism in Eukaryota, Fungi, Ascomycota, Pezizomycetes, Pezizales, Morchellaceae. Gene Ontology annotation, molecular function: ribonucleoside-diphosphate reductase inhibitor activity. The record is from RefSeq and is a predicted model, not a curated record.